Syngnathus acus (greater pipefish) is the source of this 1674-nucleotide messenger RNA. Its product is annotated as ubiquitin-conjugating enzyme E2 Q2-like. Lineage: Eukaryota; Metazoa; Chordata; Actinopteri; Syngnathiformes; Syngnathidae. The record is from RefSeq and is a predicted model, not a curated record. The coding region runs from base 105 to 1241 and encodes 378 amino acids. The transcript has 13 exons.
UGUUGUUCUCACGCUAACAUGCGAGAUCCGCAGAGCCGACUCGACUGCAUUCCGCCCAGACUUCCCCUCCGCCAGCGGCCUGCUUGCUUUGAGAUGAAUACAAGAUGUCGGUGUCGGGGCUGAAGGCCGAAUUGAAGUUUCUCGAAUCAAUCUUUGACCCAAACCACGAACGAUUCCGAAUCAUAGAUUGGAAACCCGACGAACUCAGUUGCCAGUUUAACGUAACAGGAGAGAAGCUGCUGAUCAUUCACUGCAACAUCACGGAGUCUUAUCCCUCAACGUCCCCGAUAUGGUUUGUGGACUCCGAUGAUCCAAGUCUGGCGGAAGUGUUGGAGCGCUUGGAGGAUGUGAGAAAAGGAAGCACAUUGCUUCUUCAGCAGUUGAAGCGUCUCAUCUGUGACUUAUGUCGACUUUAUAACCUGCCUCAGCAUCCAGAUGUGGAAAUGCUCGACCAGCCUCUUCCUGCCGGCCCCAUUAUACAAGAGCGAAAGCACGGACCUCCAGACGAGGUGACGUCAGAGGAGGAGGAGGAGGAAGAAAUGGGAGAGCAGGACAUUGACCUGGACCAAGACUUGGACCAUUAUGACAUGAAAGAAGAGGAGCCGGUGGAUGGCAAAAAGUCUGAAGAUGACGGGAUUGAAAAGGAACACCUGGCUAUUUUGGAGAAGAUCCGUAAAAAUCAGAGACAAGACCACUUGAACGGCGCAGUCUCUGGCUCUGUGCAGGCUUCGGACCGCCUCAUGAAGGAACUCAGGGAGAUCUACAGAUCACAGAGUUAUAAGACAGGUAUUUAUUCAGUGGAACUAGUCAAUGACAGCCUUUAUGACUGGCACGUCAAGUUAAGGACGGUAGAUCCAGAUAGUCCGCUGCAUAGUGAUCUGCAGGUCUUAAAAGAAAAGGAAGGAGUGGACUAUAUUUUGCUCAAUUUCUCUUAUAAAGAUAAUUUUCCUUUUGACCCCCCUUUUGUGCGGGUUGUCGCUCCUGUGCUCUCCGGAGGUUAUGUUCUAGGAGGAGGAGCCUUGUGUAUGGAGCUUCUCACAAAGCAGGGCUGGAGCAGUGCCUAUUCCAUAGAAUCUGUAAUAAUGCAGAUAAAUGCAACUCUAGUGAAAGGAAAGGCCAGAGUUCAGUUUGGGGCCAAUAAGAACCAGUACAAUCUUGCCAGAGCACAACAGUCAUAUAAAUCCCUCGUGCAGAUUCAUGAAAAGAAUGGAUGGUACACGCCCCCUAAAGAGGAUGGAUAAACAACUCCUAUCACUAUGCACUGAGAACAUGGGUCAAAGUGUCUCAUUUUCUUUGGAGUAUUUUUCCUCCCAUUUGACAUGUUGGGAAUGCAUCAUGUUUCUUGCAGACCCAUUUGGUUGGUUCAUCUGACUGAGUAUUCUUUCGUAUGACCGAUCCAAGGGCAUCACUCGCCCUGUUCAUAUAUCUUCGAUUGUCUUUUCUCCAGUUUGAAUGUGGAGGGGGGAAUGUUUCUUUAGCUGCUUUUGACAAAGUGGACUUUAAAUGAGAGUUUUAAAAGUCAUUCUGAAGCCCUCGGAGUGGCAUGUCACCUCACCUGUUUUUAUUGAUUUUGUUUGUUAAUGAACAGGUACACAGUUAAUGUUUUCAAGCUAGCUAGCAAAUGUUUAUUUUAUAUGAGCAUCCCAGACAAUAAAUGAGCCAGUUGUCAUAGUU